Callorhinus ursinus (northern fur seal) is the source of this 1830-nucleotide messenger RNA. Lineage: Eukaryota; Metazoa; Chordata; Mammalia; Carnivora; Otariidae. The record is from RefSeq and is a predicted model, not a curated record.
AUGUAUUUGGAAACUAGAAGGGCUAUUUUUGUUUUUUGGAUUUUCCUCCAAGUUCAAGGAAUCAAAGUAAAUUUAGCACUCCAUGCAGAGGCAAUGUGUUUAUCCUAUAGUUUCCCACAAUCUGUGACCCCAUAUCACGUACCUCGAGAACACUUGAGAGUCAAGGGCAUUCCUGUGGUUCUGGAAUUACAGCAGGAACAGUGCCCUGGAACUGGCAGUGGCUGUGCAUGGACCUCAGCCAGGGUCCAUUAUGAGGCGAUGCCACGUAUGGAAAAGGUAUUUAAGAAACUUCCAGGAUUCAAAGAAAUCCACGUGCUAGGAUUUAGACCAAAGAAAGGAAGAGAUGGUUCAAGCUCCAUAGAGACACGACUUAUAGCCAUCUUUAAGAGAGACAGUGCAGAAGUAAAAAGCCCUGCAAGUGACCUCCUGUCUUGUGAUUCCAACAAAAUUGAGAGUGAAGGAGUCCCUCAUGGAAUGAUGGAGGAGGACAAGCAACCAGAAAUCUAUCUCACAGCUUUAGACCUCAAAAAACUGAUCAGCAGACCACUGGAGGAAGACAAAUCCUUGGAUUUGGAAACAGUUCAGUUCGCUGAUGAAUUUUUGGGGUCAGUGCCAGGCUCUGAUCCUGACUUCCACUCAGUGCUGCCUACACUCCUUGCUGAUAUCACAAAGGAUGCUACUUUGAGUCCAGAACUUCCCCUUGGUCAAUCCAGGCUUGAGACAGCGGGCAGAACAGGACACAGUAUACCUGACAGUUCUUGGUCUUCACCUGCUAAGGCCUCUGCUUCGCCAUCAGACACUCUACCUUUCUUUACUGCAUUCAGCAUCUUCUCUCUGACUGAUCAAAGUGCCACAGACAUAAUGCCCAUUGACCAGACAGUACUAAUCCCAGAACUAACCAUCCCCAUGGAUGGCUAUUCUGCCCUCAGCCAGUCAGCUCUGGAAAUUUCACAUUCAACUGCAUCUUCAGGCAGCCAAGAUAUUGUGAGAGACUUAGACAUAAUGGAUCUAACUAACACUCCUGCCUCCUCUGAGGUACCAAGAUUCAGUGCAGAUGUUUCUACCCCAGGUCAUUUCUCGGAGACUACCACUCCCAACCCAGCUUUACAGUACAUCACCACUAACUCUAUGACCAUUGCCACCAAGGGCCAAGAACUGGUAGUCUUCUUCAGUCUGUGAGUCGCUAACAUGCCCUUCUCCAACAACCUGUUCAACAAGAGCUCUCUGGAGUACCAAGCUCUGGAGCAACAAUUCAUACAGCUGCUGGUUUCCUAUCUACGCUCCAAUCUUACGGGAUUUAAGCAACUUGAAAUACUUAACUUCAGAAAUGGGAGUGUGAUCGUGAAUAGCAAAAUGAGGUUUGCUAAGUCGGUGCCCUAUAACCUCACCAAGGCUGUGCAGGGGGUCUUGGAGGAUUUUCGUUCUGCUGCAGCCCAACAACUUGACCUGGAGAUAGACAGCUACUCUCUCGACAUUGAACCAGCGGAUCAAGCAGAUCCCUGCAAAUUCCUGGCCUGUGGCGAAUUUGCCGAAUGUGUGAAAAAUGAGCGGACCAAGGAAGCAGAGUGUCACUGCUGACCAGGGCGCGUGAGCCGGGGGCGUGGGCACCACCGGGACCCGGGCCUCUGUGCCCCCACAGAGGAAUGUGAGGUCAUCCAGGGAAAGGGAGCUCCGUGCAGAUCGCUGGGUCACUCUAAAAAUCAAGCAUUCAAAACCAGUGUUAAGAAGUUGCAACAUCAGCAAAAUAACAAGAUAAUCAGGAAAAGAGAUUCUGAAUUACUGACUGGAGUAUAUGAAGAAUUUAACUAUCAAGAUUGGGAAGGAAAUUAA